Messenger RNA from Exophiala xenobiotica, 2653 nucleotides. RefSeq lists its product as uncharacterized. Gene Ontology annotation, biological process: peroxisome inheritance. Gene Ontology annotation, cellular component: extrinsic component of intraperoxisomal membrane. The record is from RefSeq and is a predicted model, not a curated record. The coding region runs from base 131 to 2428 and encodes 765 amino acids. The transcript has a single exon. Lineage: Eukaryota; Fungi; Ascomycota; Eurotiomycetes; Chaetothyriales; Herpotrichiellaceae.
GCUUUCUCUCGCCCAAAACAUCCAUGGAAUACCGAUCUAACAGUAUUGACUGCUCAGCUGAGACGGUUUACGACACUGUCUUGGAGUCCAUGUUUCUCCUCUAGGCUACGACUCCCUCCGAAGAUGCAGCAUGGCCAGUCCCUCCUACGGCGAACGACCUCCGCUGCAAGGAUAUCGAAGAUCAUUCACCCUGCCUGCGCGUCAAUUAACCGUGCAUGAACGAGCAGGUCUCGAGAAAUCCGAUGCCGACGCCAAUGUCCUCUUCUCGCAUCCUUCUGCGCGUAUCAUAGCAUUCUCGCCACCGACCGAUUCCAUUUCUUCGCAGAGCAAAGAACCCCUACCUGAUACCGACUAUCCUGUUGACGCAAUAGAGACGCUGCCAUGGAGGUCGCGGACAGAGACGUUGGCUGCCACUGGGCAGAUCAUGAUCGAGAAAGUCCGCGGGUCAAGUAAUUUUCUGAAGUCAGCAGAUCAGAAGGUCAUACACACGAUCAUGCGCAACUCGCAAUGCUGGUGUGUCGAUGGUGAAUCAAAGUUCGUCCUGCGGACUGGGAAAUUUCGGUACUACAGGAUAGAGUUACCUUGUGAAACAGAUGCCGAUAAAGAAAAGGUGGAAGAGCUGAAGACUGUGCUUUCUAAAGUGCUUAGAUUCGAGAGAACACCGUGCCCUUUCAAAAGAGCCUUCCAUGUCGAUCUACCUGACGACGCUAUCACUCCUCGGCGGAAAGGCGUGUGGACGAGAAAGCAGCCUUCGCAGCCGACCAGUCCGUCCACAGACCCCUUGCCUCUUCGAAGAACGAAAACUUCUCGCGCAUGGAGUCUACAGGGCCCAGCGACUUCUACUCCGCUGCAACAUUAUGGACGCCGCGGAUCCGAUUAUGGGUACGGUCAAUCUCGUGAAUCAUCUCCAAUACCUCCACAUGAGAGUGACAGGUGGCGGCCCAGUACGCCGUCUAGUCUAGCGUCUAGCGAGACUGUCAGCGAGAGGGAGCAUGAAGAGCAAUCGAAUCAAGAAGACGAGAGACACAUUGGCAGCCAUUCGCCUAUGCCUGAUGACCAUGGUUCACCCGCUGAUGCUGAAGUGGAAGAGGCUCUCCAUCUGCCUCAACUACCAUCAAGCGAUGCGCCACUGGAAUGUCUCUCCCAGGAAGGACCCGUGGAGCUGGAAAAGCAGGACCCUAUCGAUCCAGGGAGGAAUGUAGAAGUGCAACUAGCUGCGGCCUCGAACGACGAUGCCGAGUCUGACGAAUCAAAAGCUCCGUCAGAGCUGAGCGAAGCGGAUCCUUUGAUUCCGGCUCAGAGUCUCGAUGGAGAUUUCAACCACCCAUUGCGAGAGUCUGACAAGGCCAUGGAUUUAACUGAAGCUGCGGCAGAAUUGACUCCAGAUGUCGACGCUUCCGAAUCUAUCCAGACCGCAGGAAUUGAAGUGAAACAACUAGAGCCGUCUGAUGAGGACCCAACGACAGCUGAAGGUCUUCCUGGCCUAUCCAGCGAGACCGAAGCUCCCUACAUGGUAGAACUUGAUGAAGAUGCUGCAGAGCGUCCUUCGAUGACUGCGACAAAUGACUCCGGAUCGGAAUCUUCUCCCAAUGACUUUGUCGAAGAAGACGGAUUUGCGAAAUCGACUCCGUCGAAUCCAGAACAUUCAGAAAAUAUCGCGGAUGAUGCUCCCGACGAGGUGCAAGACGGUGAAGCGCUGAGCAGAAUUUCCAGCGUCGACUCUUUUCACACGACGAAUUCUUUGGCUGAGGAAAACCCAGGGGAGCAUGAGAAUACAUUGGAUUUGGAAAGUACGCCCCAGGAUGAGAGGUUCGACCCUUUUCUCGACCAAAAGCCUCAACACCGGAGGGGAGUGUCUGAGAUGACUAUAACGGCUUUUACUGCUGAUAUGCGGCCGUCGACAGGCGACUCAUAUGAGAAGCCUGCUACACCAGCACUAGGGAGGUCCCCAACAUCAGAUUUGUCUUGGCCUGAGGUAUACACACCAGAAUCGCCAGUCACUGCAGGAUUAAGGCGGCGCCUGGACAAGAAAAGAUCACUCUCCCCGCUACCGCCUUCCACUACAAUAUUCUCACCAGCCCCACCGUCUCAAGGCAAUCAUUUCACCGCAGAAAUCCUCCAGAAAGCUUGCAACAUAGCGCUGGUCAAGCCAAUCGAAGCUGUCGUUCUGCUUGUUCAUAUCCUAGCACGUAUCGCUAGCGGCGCAACCGUCAACGACCUCCUCAGUGGGGAGCUCUUCCGGCGACCAGAGCAUCGUCGUCGGCGGUCAAGUUUUCCGGAUCAAGUGAGCUCUCCGCACGACGAUAGUGACGACGAAGAUGACUUCGGCGUGCCGAUUCGCCGUGGAAGAACUCGAGCCGAUGCUGCAAAGUCUCCGUCCUCCACCAAGAAGAGUAGUGAUGCUGACUCCAUAUUCGACUUGGAUUGAGACUUUCCGUGAAGCGCGGUGUGGGGGAAACUGGGACAACUCGAGACUUACUAUUCUCGGGAGUCCAGACAUGUUAUUCUAUACUAGCACGGUGUUCAAGGCUGCUGCCAAGUCUCAACCAGAUUACAGGAUGUCUGGGUAAUGGAAUUGAUGGAUUACCAGCUAUUAUGAUAUAAUCGGACCAGUGAGGACAGAGUAUCAUGGAAUAUGAUGAUUGCAUCUGCC